Aspergillus eucalypticola CBS 122712 is the source of this 1989-nucleotide messenger RNA. RefSeq lists its product as uncharacterized. The record is from RefSeq and is a predicted model, not a curated record. The transcript has 2 exons. NCBI's taxonomy places the organism in Eukaryota, Fungi, Ascomycota, Eurotiomycetes, Eurotiales, Aspergillaceae. Bases 1 to 1989 code for a protein of 662 amino acids.
AUGCUUCCUUGGGCUAUGGGCUAUCUUCUCAUUCUUCUUCUAGCACCCAGUGUACAAGCAUUCAAUAAAGUCCACACAAAUUGCACUCUUCCACCCCAACACGCCAAUUUCGUGACAGCGCCGAACACCCGUGGCACUUUGCAAAUUCUAUGGUCUUCUCUUUUCACCAUCCUCGCCUGUACCUGGACUGUACUUCAUCUCAAUAUCCCGAAAUAUAGACCAAAACCGACGACAAGCGGCUCCAAGGACCUGCUGAAAUGGAUGGUUGGCAAGUAUCAACAGCCAAUUAUAUGGUUCCUAAUUACUGUACUAGCCCCGGAAGUUUCUUUCGCCAAGUACUGGAAUGACCAGGUCCAAGCGCAUUCAAUCUUUUGGCAUUACAAACAGAACUUCGAAGAAAAAAAUUGGACAAAAACUCAUGUUCUGUUUGUAAAUAUGGGAGGGUUUGCGCUGCGAUACACUAUCGAUGAGAAGGAUACAUCGGGCUCAGACAAGGGAGAACAGAAUCCGGAAACCCGAAAUAACAUCCAGCCUGAUGUGGCCGCCCCUGCAGAAAACGAGACGUCGAUACAAGGGGGCUCGAAUCAAUGGAAACAAUUCACUUCAAUAUUUGCCCGACAAAGAAAAGAAAAGGGAAAGCAAGCGAAUAUCAUCAUACAGAAUCCCGCACAGAAGUUCGAAGAUAUUUACUACCUGACAGCUACCGAGGCUCUCAAGAUUAUGUGCAGCACAAACACGACUAUACCUGGGCUAGAGGAUAUAUCCGUGGAGGAAAUCAAGGACCGGUCCAAAACAGAUUCAUUCAUGCGGAUCCUCGCUAUCGGACAGAUCCUCUGGGUGAUUAUUCAAAUUAUAUCGCGAGCAACAUAUGGCCUGGCUGUGACCCAGUUGGAAGUCACCGUGGUGGCCUUUGCAGUAUGUGCAGUGGGAAUUCAUAUAAUGAAUAAUGGGAAGCCCAAGGGUGUCAAUCUUCCAAUUGUUUUCAACUAUUAUGGAACGAGGGAGGAAUUGAAGGAAGAGCUUGCGACUGCUCAAUUGCCCAUUCCCGAUGAUUCACAUAAGAAGUGGAAGUUCUACAAAUGCAAGUACUGCAACGCAGAGAAUGGCACGGGCAUAACUUGGGACAAUACGAAGAGCACCAGACAAACUAGCAGUGAGAACAAUAACAGAAACCAUGGUUCCGAAGACAAGACAGAAACUCCCGCAGUUACUGAGAACGCGUUCUGGGGGAAAGUGACUCACACUAUAAUUGGAAUCCAAUACUUCAUCGAAGGCACCUCGGGACCAGGCGAUCCGGCAGGCAAUGGAUUCACUAAAGACUUGAACGAUACUAAUGGUGUGCUCACCUAUAUGACUAUGUUUAUCGGCGGUACGGUUUUUGGAGGAAUUCAUCUUAUGGCCUGGGAUUUUCAGUUCCCCACUACAGUGGAGGAAUACCUUUGGCGGGUGGCUGCAAUGUGCUGUACUGCUAGCUUUGUACCAUGUACAUUGCUCUUUUUUGUACUUCUCGGACUCUAUGAAGCCCAGAACAUCUUACUUCUCUCGCAAAAAGAGUCCAACAUUUCUCCACCUGGGGAUACCGGAACCGAAGACGCUACCUCCACAGUCUCGAGCGCCAUCCCCUUGCACGUUGUCUCAAAUCUGAAGACAGAUAUAGACGCCGGACUUGGUCUCAGCUCAAAUAAGAACCCUAUUCAGGAGUCAGAGAAAUUGAGACCCUUGCCUUCGGUUUUUAUGAAAGACGAAGAAUCACAAGCUCCGCCGCAACACCGCCAUAACCGAAUCUUUGCAUUUGUUAGCUUCCUCCGGCUCAUACGACUUUGUGCACCUCCGCUUUCAUGGUUCAAUGCAAAGCUGCUAAUUCCAUCGACUCUUGUUUACAUUAUGGCGAGAUUAUUCAUUAUUGUCGAGAUGUUCAGAACAUUGGCCUUUCUGCCAAGUGCGGCAUAUAUUGCUACUUGGUCUUCGGAAAUUCCUGAUAUCAGCUAG